AUGGCUCUAUUCCAAGUUGAAGGAUGGGAUUUGAAGACCACGCAGGUCUCUUACGACAGUGCAAAUGCUAAGAAGGAGAACAAGAAAAAAGAGAGGAAAGAAAAGGCCAAAAAGGCACACGAGAGAAGACUUCGAGAGACGGAGGAAGAGGUCUCCAAUUACGCAGUAGAAGACGAAGAUGAUGAGAAACCUACAAAGGAAACUCUCGCGAAAAAGACUGCUUCGUCUAGCAGAUAUAACCGGACUUCUGAAAACCUUGAGGAAACGGUAAAGGAAUCAGUAAAAGAGUCUGCGAAAAAGACUGCUUCAUCUAGCAGAUACAACCAGACUUCUGAAAACCCUGAGGAAAUAGUAAAGGAAUCAGUAAAAGAAUCAGUAAAAGAAGCGGACAAGGAAACGGUCAAGGAAACUGCCAAGGAAAAGGUUAAGGAAACGACAAACGAAAAGCCUCCUAGUAAAAAGCGGAAACUGAGCAACUCUGACGCGACGACUGGGGUCAAAGAUGCGAUAUCUCAAGAAUCACACGCAUCAAAGAAGCCACUGACCGCACUUCAGCAAAAAAUGAUGGCCAAGCUAAGUGGAUCAAGGUUCAGAUGGAUUAACGAACAAUUAUACACAAUUUCGUCUGAUAGUGCAUUGGAUCUCAUCAAAAAGCAGCCCGGUCUCUUUGAUGAAUAUCACGAUGGCUUCAGGUCACAAGUUCAAUCGUGGCCCGAGAAUCCUGUGAAUGUUUUUGUUGAUCAGUUCCGUACCAGAUCUCAAAAACCUGUGAAUGCUCCAGGUGGUCUUCCAGGCCUGCAAUCUGACAAGAAAAUAGUAGUGGCUGAUAUGGGAUGCGGUGAAGCUCAGUUGGCACAGGACUUGAACAACUAUUUUGCUCAAUACAACCGUAAACAGAAGAAGCACUUCAAAAAACACUGCGUUGUGCACAGUUUCGACCUGAAAAAGCCAAACAAGCUAGUGACGGUGGCAGACAUUAGAAACGUACCUCUACCAAAUGAGUCUUGCACGGUAGUUGUCUUUUGCUUAGCUUUGAUGGGGACAAAUUUCCUCGAUUUUAUUAAAGAAGCUUACAGAUUGCUGGCACCUCGUGGUGAGCUUUGGGUUGCUGAAAUCAAGUCGCGCUUUGCAGACCGCCAAGGCGAUGAGUUUGUGAACGCCAUAAAGCUCUUAGGGUUUUUCCACAAAAAAACUGAUGACACUAACAAGAUGUUUACCAGAUUCGAGUUCUUUAAACCUCCACAAGAUAUCAUAGAGGAAAGAAAAGCCAAACUUGAGCGCAGGCAGAAAUUUGUUGAAGUCGAAACCGAAAAGGAAGAAUUAGAAACGAAAAGAUCCAAGACCCCAGAGGGUAAAUGGCUAUUGAAACCCUGUAUUUACAAGAGAAGGUAA
Messenger RNA from Lachancea nothofagi CBS 11611, 1392 nucleotides. The record is from the annotation of a GenBank genome assembly. NCBI's taxonomy places the organism in Eukaryota, Fungi, Ascomycota, Saccharomycetes, Saccharomycetales, Saccharomycetaceae.